CUUUAGGUAAAUGAAAUUAAAAGCAGAGUGCUAAAAGAAUGGCAGCUGGUAAACCAUUACAUGAUCUAGCUGAGGAUUUAUUGUGUUCAGUUUGUCUGGACUUGUUUAAAGAAGCUGUAGUGCUGGAAUGUGGACACAGUUUUUGUAAAUCCUGCAUAGAUAAAGUCUGGGACAGUGAGAAAAUUCCCUCCUGUCCUGAAUGCAGAGAGGUAUUCUCAUCUAAAAAGUACACAGUGAACUGGCAGUUAUGCAAAGCUGUAGAGAGUAGUCAGAGGUCACGGCAGUAUGAGAAAGAAGAAAUACCAAACCAGGAGCAAAAAAGUCACUACCUGCUUGGGUCACAUGAGUGCACAGAGCACAAAGAGGUGUUGAAAGUGUUCUGUCAAGACGAUGGCUGUCCUGUGUGUGUUAUCUGUAUGAUAUCAUCUAAACAUAAAGGGCAUACAUUCAUACCCAUAUUGGAAGCAACCAGCAUGUUUCAGGACAAGCUGAAGAAUACUGUAUCUUCUCUAGAAGUGAAAAUGAAACAUCUCAAAGAGUGUCAAAGCAGUCAGGAACAGAACAUCUCUGCUGUCAAGGAUGAUGCCCAAAGCUUGGAACAGCACAUUACAUCAGAAUUUGCAAAGCUGCGACAGUUUCUCCAGGAUAAGGAGCAACGGAUGAUCCAACAGCUCAAAGUGGAAGCUGCAGAAAUUCUGGAAAAGAUGACAGAAAACUUAGAGAAAAUUGAAGAAAUGAACAAAACUCUUCAGAAGAAUAAAUCCAACAUUGAAUCAAAGAUGUGGCAAGAAGACUCUAUACUUUUUCUCAAAGGCAUCACAGAUGAAAUAAAAAGACUAGAAGAGGAAGAGGAGGAAGAAAACCAAACAAAUGAGAGGAAAGGUGUAUUUAAUGCUGAACUGGUUUCUGGCAGCCUAAGUCUUGGGGUAUACAGAGGCCCCCUGCAGUACAGCAUUUGGAAAGAAAUGCUGUCUGUCAUCAGCCCAGGCCUGUCUCAUCUAACCUUGGACCCUAACACAGCACAUCCUUGGCUUACUCUGUCUAAGGACCUUACCAGUGUGACACAUGGUCUUGUUCAACUACAGCUCUCUAACAGCCGUAAAAGAUAUGAUUCACAUCACUGUGUGCUGGGAUCACAGGGCUUCACAUCAGGAAGGCAUUACUGGGAAGUGGAGGUGGGGUGCAAGCCUGACUGGGAAUUAGGUGUUACCAAAGAGUCCAGCAACCGGAAGGGGAUAAUUGCAAAGAAACCAAAGGAUGGAUAUUGGGUAAUCCAUCUGUCAAACAAGAUGUACUACUCUGUGGGUUUACCAGUCCCAUUUCUUGGACUAAGUGUGAAUCCACAAAAGAUUGGAGUGUACCUGGACUAUGAGGGAGGUCAGGUGUCAUUUUACAAUGCAGAUAACAUGUCCCACAUCUACACCUUUACUGAUACUUUCACAGAGAGACUUUACCCUUAUUUUUGGGUUGGAUCUUAUUCAAAACCACUAAAACUAUUUCACCUAAAGCUGUAAUGAUGAUUUGCACAUAGCAAUGUUUAUUGUCAAGGAAAUUACUGAUGCAUCCAAAUGUCUAUAAAAUACAUUUUAGUCACUGUAUAACAAAGUAGAAAUAUACCUAUUUCAGAACUGCUAUAAUGGUGCCAUGUACACAGUAGAAGUAUAUUUAGAAGUGACCGAUAUUAGUGGCUAAUUAAACAGUUACAUGAAAUUAAUUAAUUGUACUGCACUCCUAAUACACAAGUGUUAUUUACUCCGGGGGUGGGGUGUGGUGCUGAAGCAACAUUUUUACAUGACUCCUAACAAAAAAUUGCAUUUGCUCCAAGUAAAAGUCUGAACAUUAUAUAUAUAUAUAUAUAUAUAUAUAUAUAUAUAUAUAUAUAUACACAUCACUACUCAUGGUGCAGACUUAAGUCAUACAUAUGUAAUUUCUGCUUGUGGAGCCAUUUGUUUGCAAAGUUAGGACAUAAGCAGUCACAAAUUUCAGCUCUACUCACUGGCAGCUUUGGAAUGUUGAAACUGUAGUACUUUAGAUAUCAGUUAGUGUUUGCUCUGAACUUUCUCAAACAUUCUAGACUUGUAAAUUUCACGAAAAGCUACAAAUCCCUGCUUAAUCAACUAUUUACUAAAUGUU
This is a messenger RNA of Protopterus annectens (West African lungfish), 2133 nucleotides long. Its product is annotated as zinc-binding protein A33-like. The coding region runs from base 39 to 1514 and encodes 491 amino acids. The transcript has 6 exons. NCBI's taxonomy places the organism in Eukaryota, Metazoa, Chordata, Ceratodontiformes, Protopteridae. The record is from RefSeq and is a predicted model, not a curated record. Gene Ontology annotation, molecular function: zinc ion binding; protein binding.